Closterium sp. NIES-67 is the source of this 4786-nucleotide messenger RNA. The record is from the annotation of a GenBank genome assembly. Lineage: Eukaryota; Viridiplantae; Streptophyta; Zygnematophyceae; Desmidiales; Closteriaceae.
UUUGCUGACGAAGUCUAGUCUCCCAGGUUUACGUCUGCCAUUGUGGGCUGCAGUCUAGCAGCCUGCGGGAACUUCGAGUUUGGUUCGCUUAUAAAAGCGAUUAUCUUCUGCCGCUUCUACGUUGAGACGCACCAAUCGUUGCCACAAUGGCUCCUGCAGCGCUUUCGACGAAGACAGCUUGUCUUGCGUCCGUGGCUCAGCCGCAUCCUUCCACAGACAACCGUCUGCUUCUACAGUCUAGCUCCGGCCCUCUCCCACAUGGCACCUCCGGCCACUGCCUUCUCUCGUCGCCUCGCCGAUUCGGCUUCCUGUGGACGACGAAAGCGGGCAGCGACGGUGUCAGUCUGGCGUCAGUCCAGCACCCUUCUGCGGCUCCCGGCACCCCUUCGCUUCCCCGGUCCGCCGUUCGCGCCCGCUUUCCGUCCCCUGCCCCUCUUUCCCGCGGCCCCAUGUUCCCCGCGGUGAUUCCUUCCGCGGUCACUCCGCGGAUGAGCACCAGCGCCCGCAGCGGUAGUUCCACGCGGAACAACGGCGCAGCGUCAAGCAAGCGGGGGGGGGUUGUGUUGGGAAAGAAGCGCGGGGCGUUGGGGGGGCGCGCGAACAUGCAGAGGGUAUCAGCGGGGGCAGGCUCCGCUGCUGGAGUGGAGGGGGCGAGACGGGCGCAUGGCGGGUCCCCGGGGAUUGGCGGAUGGGCGGAGGGUUGGCGGAGCAAUGGGAAUGGUAACGUCAAUGGGAGUGGAAAUGGGAAUGGGAACGGAAACGGGAGGGCGAACGGCAACGGAAAGGCAGUAUAUGGCAUGGCGGAGGAGGAGGGGGAGGAGGAGGAGGAGGAGGUGGUGACAAUGGGCGACCUCAUGGACAUGGUCCGAGACGCUGAGCAAAACGUGCAGCAGCUGAACGCCCUGCACGCCGCCGCGCUAUCGGAGCUUGCAAAGGCGAGUACGCGGAGGGAGUCCCUGCAAGAGCAGGUGAAGCUGAUGGGUGCCCGCCUGGAGGGAACGCAGCGGCAGCUGCAACUGCUGGGGUUCGCGGAGGGGGAAGGGGAGGGCGAGAGCGACGGAGCAAGGGAGGUGGGGGAGGGAGAGGGAGAGCAGCAGCAGCGGCAGCAGAGGACGCGAGAGAAGGAGUUGGAAGCGCAGGUGGCAGCGGCGCAGCAGAGGCUGGAGGAGAAGGUGGUGGUGGGUAACAGGGUUACAGAGUUACAGCGGGAAGUGGUGCGCCUGCAGCAGAGGGCGGCGGAAGGCGCGGUGAUGGAGGAGAGGUUGAGGCACGCGGAGCGACGGCAGGCGGAGCUGGAGGAGAGGCUGGAGGCCGCGCGGGGGGAGGAGAGGCGGGCGCUGGAAAGGAGCGAGGAGAUGGAGCGACGCGUGGGGAUGGACGUGGCGGCGCUGCGGGCGCAAGUGGAGCGUAUGGAGAGCGAACUGGCGGACAUGGCGCACGUGGAGGGGGAGUUGAGGGAGGUGGCGGAGGGGAACGUGGAGAUGGAGGGGGAAGUGGCGCGGUUGCAGGCGGAGCUGGCGCAGAGGGAGGGGGAGGUGGAGUCGGUGGUGUGGGCGAAGGAGGGCGAGCUGCAGCUGAUGCGCGCGCAGCUGCUGAAGGACGUGGGGGAAUGGCAGGAGAGGGCGUGGGGGGAGAAGGAGGCGAGAGAGAGCGCGGAGGAGGAGAGGGGGAACAGGCAGGAGGUGGUGGUGGCGCUGCGGGAGGUAGCGGAGAAGCAGGAGAAAGUCUUGUUGCGAGCACUGAAGCAGCUGCAGACGAAGCUGGGGGAGGCUGUGGAGUCACGCGACGAGGUGGUGAAGGAGGCGGUGCGGGAGAAAGAGAGGGAGAUCGCGUCGUUCCGACAGAUGGUGCAGGCACUGCAGGCGCAGGUGGAGGAGCGAGAGGGGGAGGUCACCCACGCGGAGGGGCAGGCGGAGGAGCUGCGGAAGCAGCUGGCAGAGGCGGAGUCGGCGGCAGAGGAGUGGGAGCGGGAGAGGGCGCGGGUGAGGGAGGCGCACUUGAGGGAGGCGGAGGCAGUGGGGCGGGAGACGGAGGAGGAGGCGCGGAUGGUGGUGGAGGGGAUGCGUGCCAUGGAGCGCGCGCGGAUGGACGUGGCCGCGCAGGUGGCUGCACUCAAGGGCGCGGUGGAGGAGAGGGAGAGGAGCCUGGCGGAGGAGAAGAGGCAGAGGGAGGAGCUGUGGGAGCAGCAAGAGGAGCUGCAGAGGGAGGUGCAGGGCGCACAGGCGCGGCUGAGAGGCGCGGAGAGGGCGAGGGAAGAGGCAGGAGUGCGAGGAAGGGAGCGACUGGGGGAGGUGGUAUCUGAGGUGGCAGCGGUGGUGGCGCGAGGGGAGGAGCUUGGGUGGGUGGAGGAGGAGCUGGCGAGGUUAAGGGAUGAAGCAGCGCGGUUUGCAGCGGUGAUGGACGACUCAGACCGGUUGGAGGCGUGGGCUAGUGAGACGGGGCAAAGGAACGAAGAGCUCAGACAGGCGAUCACAGGGAAUAGGGAGAGGGCGGCGGGUAUAGAGGCGGAGAUAGGGGCAGAGAGGACGGAGAGGGAGGCGGAGAGGGGGGAGUGGGCGCGGGUGGGGGAGGAGAGGGAGGAGCUGGUGGUGGCGAUAGAGUCUCUCAGAGCGAAGCUGGUGGAGGCAGACGCGAGCAUGCAGGCGCAGCAGGAGCUGUAUGAGGCGCAAGGGCGCGCGUUCGAGGAGGGGCUGGCGGCGGCAGCGGCGAGCGUGGAGUUCUACAAGGGGCAGGAGGCGGCGUGGUGGGCGGAGAAGGAGCGCAUCGAGCGCAAGGCGCGGUGGGGGAAGGUGGUGCCAGCAGGGGAGUUGCCGUGGGAGUACUGGAGCACGCUGCUGCUCAAGGUGGACGAGCUGCUGCUCAAGGGGCUGCUGCCGCCUGCCGACGCCGACAAGCUGAGGGCCAUGGUGUGGCGCCGGGGCGUUCGGGUGCAGGAGGCGUGGGACUCGGUGGGAGGCGCGGAGGUGGUGAGAGCUGUGCUGGAGAGCGGCGGCUCGCAGAGGGGAGGGGUUGAGGUGGUGGAGAGGGGGAUGGACGAUGCAGAGGUGGCUGUGGCGUUGAGAGGCGUUCUGAGGGAUGAUCCCAAGGACAGGCGCCCCUUACACGUGGUACACAUAGCAGCGGAGAUGGCUCCUGUAGCAAAGGUGGGAGGCCUGGCUGAUGUGGUAACGGGGUUGUCGCGGGCGUUACAGCAGCGAGGUCAUCUGGUGGAGGUGGUACUGCCCAAGUACGACUGCAUGGACUACUCCCGCAUCCAAGACCUCAAGCACUUGCCAGUCGAGUUCUCCUGCUACUUCGAUGGCCAGCAGCACCCGUGCAAGAUAUGGCGGGGCAUGGUGGAAGGUCUGCCGGUGUACUUCUUGGAGCCGCAGCACCCGGCGCGCCUCUUCUGGCGGGGCACCUUCUACGGGUGCGCGGACGACUUCCGGCGCUUCUCCUUCUUCUGCCGCGCUGCGCUGGAGUUCCUGUGGGCCGCGGGGAAAAGGCCCGACAUCAUCCACUCUCAUGACUGGCAGACUGCGCUUGUGGCGCCCCUGUACCACGACGUGUUCAUGCCGCAGGGUAUGAGCUCGGCGCGCCUGGCGUUCACGUGCCACAACUUCGAGUACCAGGGCACGGACGCCCCGCAGGCGCUCACAGGGUGCGGGCUGGACCCCGCCCGGCACAACACGCUGGAGGGCAUGCGAGACAACUAUGCAGGCAACAGGAUCAACGCUCUCAAGGGAGGCAUAGUAUAUUCUGACGUGGUUACCACGGUGUCGCCCACAUAUGCCAUGGAAGUGCGCGGACCAGAGUACGGCCGGGGGCUCCAGGUGACCCUGCAGCAGCAUGCGGGCAAGUUCCGCGGCGUGCUGAACGGCAUCGACGCGGUGGCGUGGGACCCGCGCACGGACGCCCUGCUGCACCGCGCUUACGGGGUGGAGGACGCGGUGCAGGGCGGCAAGGCGGCCAACAAGGCGCACCUCAGAGCGCUGCUGGGCCUCAGCUCUCACGGCGCAGAUGCCCACAAGCCGCUGGUGGUGUGUGUGACGCGGCUGGUGCCGCAGAAGGGCGUGCACCUCAUCCGCCACGCCAUAUUCAGAGCCAGGGAGCGAGGCGCACAGUUCGUGCUGCUUGGCUCCAGCCCCGUGCCUGACAUCCAGUAUGACUUUGAGAGCAUAGCGCAGCAGAUGGCGAGCAGUGGCGACGUGCGGCUGGUGCUCAAGUACGACGAGCACCUCUCGCACCUGCUCUUCGCCGCCGCCGACCUCGCCAUCAUUCCCUCCAUCUUCGAACCGUGCGGCCUCACCCAGCUCAUUGCCAUGCGGUAUGGCGCCAUUCCCCUCGUGCGCCGAACAGGAGGCCUGGCUGACAGUGUGUUCGACGUGGAUGAUGAUUCGGUGCCCAUGGAUCGCCGCAACGGCUUCUCCUUCACCAAGGCGGACGUGCAGUCGUUCAACGGGGCGUUUGACCGUGCCAUCUCCAGCUACUACGAGCGGCGGGAGUGGUGGCAGGAGCUGGUGGUGCGAGCCAUGAGCAUGGACUUCGGAUGGGGGCAGUCCAGCGAGCAGUACGAGGAGCUCUACUUGCAGUGCAUGCCUGCACGCGUGCAUGAGUGAGAUGCAUACGGUUGUUACUUUAUUCUGUACACAUGACACAUGCAUGGUUGUGGAAAAUACCGCUUUGUUAUGUUAUGAAUUGAAAUGGUAGGUAGCGCAUCCGAUUGGCCACCAACAUACUCAACGUCGUGCGUGUAUUGAAAUCUGGUGGUGGGUCAGCAUCCUUGCACCCAACUUUACUUGUACAU